UGAAUCAGAGCGCACACUUCCCGUGGCCUUCCAGUGACUGAGCGGUGAUACUGGACCAGCUACCCACACGAAGUGCCACAUGGUCCGGAUCAAAACUGGCUCCAGAACCGGGGAUGUGGACGGAACUCACCUGAGCGGACUCGCGCUUCGGAACAAACUACAACUUUAAACAUUUACAUUGGAUUUAUUCGCGGUACUGGAUGAAAAUGGAUGUACUGUGGAUCAAUCAUUUCUUCUUGUUGGCAUGUUUUUGUGGAUCGGUACUUGGGAAUCCGAACAAAUGUGAUGAAGUGCGCAAAGUUUUUCAGCUAAGACAGAUUGGACCAAGUCAGUUGCUACCGCUGAGUCCUAGGCCAGGUUCGGACCUUCAGGUUUGCACAUCCAAAAACCUGACCUGCUGCACUAAAAAGAUGGAGGAGAGGUACCAGAUGGCAGCAAGACGGGACAUCCAAAAUCUGCUGCAGAUGUCAAGCUCCAGUCUGAAAUUUCUCAUCUCCAGAAAUGUGGCUGCGUUUCAAGAGAUCUUCGAGCAGCUGUUGAGGCAGGCUGAAAACCACUCCGUGUCAGUGCUGCAGGAGUCCUACAGAAACAUGCCAGACCACGCCAUGGAGCCAAUCCAGGAGCUCUUCACGGACAUCGCUCUUUACUUACUGGGAUCUGAACUGAACGUAGACGACUUGAUACAACGCUUCUUUGACUCUCUGUUUCCAUUCGUCUACAACCACCUGAUCAACCCAGGCCUCGGUGACAUCUCCCCAGCGUACGCCGAGUGUUUGAGGGGAGCGAGGAGGGAGGUUAGACCAUUUGGACAAGCCCCGCCCAUUCUGACGGACCAGAUCUCGCGCUCGGGGAUGUCGGGGAAACUGCUCCUCCAGGCUCUUCAUCUCGGUAUAGAGGUCAUCAACACCACGGACCACCUCCAGCUUAGCCGCGAGUGCAGACGGGCCCUCCUCAAGAUGCAUUACUGUCCACACUGUCAGGGCCUCACUGAGUCCAAGCCGUGCAUGGGCUACUGUCUGAAUGUGAUGCGGGGGUGUCUGGCCAGUCUGGCAGAGAUUGAUGUUCACUGGAGGGAGUUUGUGCGCUCUCUGGAGGGUCUGUGCUCUCGGAUGCAGGGCUCCCAGGACCUGGAGCAAGUGCUGCUGGGAGUUCACACGCUGCUGCAUGACGCCGUGGGCAAUGCGCAAAGGAAUGGACCUCGCAUAACUACACAGGUUCAUAAACUGUGUGGUCCUCCAAACAGAAGCCCCUCUCAGUCUGUUAGCAUCAGUGUGGCUAAGGACCCACUGCCUCUCAAAGCUGCUCCUAGACCGACGGGGGACUCUCUCGCCCAAAGGAAAAAAGAUUUUCUGAGUGGCCUACGUUUGUACCGGACAUACUACGGUGGCCUGGCGGAUCAGUUAUGUGUGAACGAGCUUUCCCGAGGUGAUGGAACUUCCUGCUGGAAUGGCACCAACAUUGUUCACAGCUACACACUCCGAGUGGUGGGCAGUGGCAUCAAAGCUCAGAGCUCCAACCCAGAGGUGAAAGUGAAAGAAGCUGACCCCGUUAUAAACCAGAUUAUCGACAAACUCAAGCACAUCAAUCAGCUCCUCCAAGGCAAGUCUAUCCCUAAACUGGGCACGUUGGACCAGAUCGAAACAGGAAGUGGGGACUCGGAGGGGCGGUACAGUGGUGACUGUGACGAUGAAGAUGGCUGCAGUGGUUCAGGAGGAGGAGAGGUCAAGAGGAAAGGCUCCAGAGUCUCCAAAACGAGUCCAGAUGCGCCCAGUGAUCAGGACCCUCAUCAUGGCCGUCAUCACCAUUCCCCAUCUGCCAAAGACCCGGGUGUGAAGAGCUCAUCCCGGAGUGGCGCACUGACGGCAGCCAUGUUGGUGCUGCUACUGCCCUGUUUACACACACUCCUGGCUUUGUAACUACUGCCUCUCGCCAUCAACAAACUCUGGUUCUCCGGCCUGUUUGGACAUUAUAGGCUUGAUUAUUGGAGAGAAGAGUGAGGGCCCUUCAACGUGGAUGGACUAGUGCAACAGACUGUGGCUUUGUGCUAUAAAGGACUUUAUUUUAUUUUCUAUUAGACAUCGCAAAGGUUCAGCAGAAAAGAUAUUUAUGUGCUAAUAACAUGAGUUAGAAGACUGAAGAGGUCACUUUGACAUUAAUUUAACUGUUUAAAACAUUUAAUAUAUGAUCUGUACAUAAAGCACUGUUACUACACUGUAAUAUUUCAACAAAAUUUUUUGAGUCUACUUUGUACAGGCUAAAACCCUGAAAAUGUGUUUAUUGCUGGACAACUUUAACUGUAUUAGUUCACAGGUGGAUGUGAUACAGCUUGCAUCUUUAUAGGUUAACCACAUGUUCCCGAUAACCUGCCAUCUGCCUGAUUCAUUACAUCUAUAUCUACUCCUACAUCUGUCAUAUUGAUUCAAAUUAAAACAAUAAAACAGCUA
This is a messenger RNA of Boleophthalmus pectinirostris (great blue-spotted mudskipper), 2444 nucleotides long. RefSeq names its product glypican 5a (gene gpc5a). The record is from RefSeq and is a predicted model, not a curated record. Gene Ontology annotation, biological process: cell migration; regulation of protein localization to membrane; positive regulation of canonical Wnt signaling pathway. The coding region runs from base 201 to 1916 and encodes 571 amino acids. The transcript is spliced from 9 exons. Gene Ontology annotation, cellular component: plasma membrane; cell surface; extracellular region. Lineage: Eukaryota; Metazoa; Chordata; Actinopteri; Gobiiformes; Gobiidae.